Messenger RNA from Fomitopsis serialis, 4303 nucleotides. RefSeq lists its product as uncharacterized. Gene Ontology annotation, biological process: transcription by RNA polymerase II. The transcript is spliced from 3 exons. Gene Ontology annotation, cellular component: nucleus. Bases 248 to 4138 code for a protein of 1296 amino acids. NCBI's taxonomy places the organism in Eukaryota, Fungi, Basidiomycota, Agaricomycetes, Polyporales, Fomitopsidaceae. The record is from RefSeq and is a predicted model, not a curated record.
CAUCGCUCAGCCCUGCCUCUGACAACCGUACACUCAGUCUACGUUUCUUCAGAUAGGCUGAAUUGAAGAAUCUUCAAAGGUUUAUGGCCAGUACACUUGGUAUUCACCUAUUACCGCCAACGCUACCCAGGGUGCCGGGUUUACGGAUACAGACUCGCGCCUGCCUGCCUGCCUUGGUGCUUCGUUGCGCUAUAAGUAGUUAGAGACGUUUCUCGCGUCUUUCACGACUGCGUUCAAAACUUCUGCUAUGACAACGUCCCACUCGCCCCUCAUCGGCUCCAUUUUCGAGCGCAAACCCCAAUCGAAGCCGAAUGCGCCGACAUUCAAAGCUAGCUUGUCAGGGAAGACGGGGUUCCCGUCCGUGCAGCACCGCUCAAAGAGCGCAUUCGCGCGUGCAAGAGAGGAACAGAAGAAAGGCGAGCCGAGUAAACCGCAAUAUGUGCCUGUCGUUCAGCCCACGAUGAAAGUCGAGAUCCCGAAGCCGAGAGUUGCUGCGAAGCCUGCGUCAGGGGAGUCCGGUGACUGGAGAAGACAGAUAGAGGAGGAGAAUCGAAGACGAGUGGACACCAUGACGGAUGAAGAGCGGGAACAAGAGCGGAGAGAGAUUUUGGAGAAGUUCGGGCCUGACGUAGGUGAGAUUCUGAGGAAGGCGAGGGAGGCCCGGGAACGCAAGGAGAGGCCAAUCGAGGGUGCAGAAGAGAUACCUAUGGUCCCGAGCCCACCCAACUCUCCACCUCUCUCAGCAGACGGCAGGACGUCUCGACCAUCUAGUCCUCCUCAGUCAGCGUUGUCCAGACCUGGAACACGUCCUUCAAGUCGUGCCGAUCGAAGAAUCCGGUUCGCGGAGCUCGCACCCACGGACAUUCACGUCUACGAGUCCGCCCCGCCCUCCCCACGAAAGAAGGCGCUCGCGCUUCCCCCGCCAUCUCCGGCAGACGGACCCACCACGUCGCUCGGUGAAUGGAAAGGUAACACUGGACCAAUCCGACGGCGCGACGCGCAGGCGCCUGCUGUCGAUCACUCCGCUACGACCGUGAACAGCCUGGGGGAGGGCACACCCGAGGAUAUCCGUCGGCGGUUCUUCCCCACGGCGCCUGCACACGACCCGUCGCUCGAGUGGAUCGAGGGCGGUCCGUCCUCGGCGGCGCCUCAGUCAACGCCCGAGCCCGACUCGACGCUGCGGUUUGACUUGACGGGCACGCCGAUCCCGCCGGAACUGUCUGCGACAUUGCCCACGCAUCUUGGCCUGCAUCACCAUGCGGACGGGGACCGCGCGGGGUACACGCUCGAGGACGUUUUCUGGCUUUCACGCUCGACUGUCCCAGCGCAGCGUGCGACGAUGCUCGGCGUGCUCGGCCGCAUCAUUCGGAGGUUGGGCAAGGGGCGGGCGCGGGACCCUGAACAAGGCAUCACGCAGCUGCAAGGACAGGCCGAGGCUGUCCGGAAGCGAGCAUUGGCUACGGGCGUCGAGGCGAUGGUAGAGCGUGGCGGCGUGGGCGCGCGAGCUAUCGAGGUGAUGUGGGAGUGCAUUGUCGGGUGGGACGAGGAUGUCAUCGAUGUCGAAGGCGUCGAGCUGCAAGCCGCCCGUCAGCCGGACUCUUCGCCAUCGACAUCGGAUAGCAAGGGUGAAGACAUCUUGACUAGUCUGCCGCUGGAAUAUGUCCUCGCGCAGAUCAGCAACUCGUUCUCAGCGGGUGCUCAGCCUGCGGAGACACUCGCACAGUUGUUGGCCAUCCUUCAUCGCCUGGCACAGCACACGAAUGCUAUAGCAAACAGCAUUGUCCCAACCACCGGGCUCGUCGCCAACGUGAUUCAGCGAUUUCUUCUCACACCUUUUCCACCGACCGACUCCACCCCCCGCCCAGAUCCGUCUGCGCUACAACUCCUCAAUACACUCGCGUCAGCAUCCCGUACGAAUGCAUCGGCACUACUCGACCCAGCGGAUGCACUUUUGCGUUUCGUCACUACCCUUCCUCCGGCGUCGCCAUAUCCUCUCGCCCUGGCCACUGCUCUCCUCAACGGUACUCUCCAUCUCUACACCGUCUUCGCCUCGUACGGUCUCUACUCGCACAUCGCAACCACCGCAUCCGAACAUCUCACAAAACUCGGUCAAUACGUACUCUCGGAAGAGUGCCGAUCUCGGCAAUUGCGUGAGGCGUGGCUGGCCCUGCUCGAGGCGUGGAUGGUCUGCGCGCGAGACCCGCACCGUACGUCGCCUGGACACGAGAUAUUGUGGAGCCAAGUUGCUGGCUGGGGAUGGGGCGACGAUAUCCUGGAGAUAAGGGAAAGGCUAGCGGAGGAAGAUGCCGCUGUAUGGACUGCGCUCUGGCGCGCCGCAGCGGCGUGGUUGGAGGGAGCGAAGAUCAACGGUGUCAAGGGAGGCGAGAAGGAGAGGGGCGUCGUCAUCGCUGCGGUUCAAGACCAGUUCCGCGACGGCCUAGAGAAGAUCGUAGUCGAGAAUUCUGGGAGAACACUCAGCACAGUCUUGGGACAGCUCGCCACUAUUGGCGUGCGUACCCUGCAGCCGGAGGACCUACCCAAGCUCCAAGAGAUGGCCGAACAUGCCAGCCGGCUUGCAGCAGCUCUGCGCCUUUGGCUCGCAUGCGUAUCGCCGCAGUCAUCUGGACCACCCGAUUCCCCACCGUUCCAAUUACCCUUCCGCGAGCUCUCUGAUCUCUGUGCUCAGAUCACGACUCACCCCAUAUGGGAUUCUGCGCUCGCUCAAGGAUCCGUCUCGUAUGGCUAUGCGUUCUGCAAAUCCCUUUCCUUGUUGCUGUGUUCCUACCUCCAACUGUCGCCCCAUAUGCCCGGCGUAUCGGAUGCCUUAUGGAUGGCUCAGGCAUUGGCUAUUCUGUCUAGGCUCCUCCCAGGAGACGAAGAGGCAGCUCGGCACAUCGUCGAUCUCGUGACUAGUCUCAUUACGCCCAGCUUCAUGGGUGCGCGCGGAUGGACGGUCCCUCCAGUCAUCUGGAGGAAGGGCGGAAUGGACGCGAUCAAGCCUUUCCUGGCUUACUCCCUUCGGCCGAAGGAGCAUGCGUAUAUAGGGCCACAGUGGAUAUCUCCAGAUUCGAUAUCGCUCUCGACCACGCAGAGACUACCUCCAGCGGGAGUCCUGGUCACGAACACUCGACGUACCCUUCCCCUUCCUCUCACGCGAGACUGGAUGUGCUCGCCGCUUGAUCACCUCUUGCGGUCGGGCGACUCCGACGUAUUCAAGUCGUUGCCUUCUUCGUGGGACGCGUCCGAGACGGAAGUCGUGCGGGCCUGCUUGCUCCUCGCCCGGGUUGUCCGAGAGGUCGCACAACUGCAUGGGCUUCAGGCAUUCGCGAUGUCACGCGAGGAGACGAUCUUCUCAUGCAUGAAGGUAUACAUGCUCGAACACGGCCAGCAGCAUAAUGACUCCACAGAGGAAGUCUUCCGCGACAAGACUGUCGGCCAGUUCAUGGAAGACCUCAUGGCGCCUUUCUCGGCGAGCGCAUCGACCAGCUCCCUGGUUCUUCCCCGUUCCCGUGGUUCAGCGCCAAGUCUAGAAAGCGUUGCUACGCGCUUUCUCGGUUCAGGAACCCCCUUCUACCAGUUCUACACCGACUUUGUGGCAUUGUACGACGCGAUAUCCUUCUCACAUCCGCUCUUCGCUCGACUCCUGUUGCCUCCCACGUCUAUGAGGUACCCGAUUGACUACAGGAAAUACCUCUGGGCUGACUACGGUCAUCUAUUGAAGACUGUACGAACACCCGUCGAAGCUGUCCUCACGGGGAGUCUUGGGGAGUAUCUAUGGCCGGUAGAACGUGACCCAGAAGUAGUCGGUGCCUACCUACGCGCGCUGGUAAAAGGCUUGCCCGAAGGGUUCCUCCGCUUCGUCGCUGUCCAUCAUGUGGCAUGCAACAUCUGGCAAGAUCUAUCCGAUACCACAGAUGAGAAGGCACAGAGGCUCCUGAAAGCUGUCGUUGAUCAAGGUAGUCUCGACGUCAUCCGGGAGGUUGUGUGUUAUCGACAGGUGCGGGAAGGUACCGUUCUCCUUCCUCCUCAAUGCUUCACACAAAAGGGCGAAUGGAGGAGCCGACGACUGGAUUUCGUUACCAAAACUGGAGGGCCUAGUAUGGCUGAUCGUCUGAAGGGACUGUUUGCGGACGUCUGAUUCGGAGCUUGGGUGGUGAUUCGCCUAGCCUACUUAUGUCACCUAGUGUAUUGAACAGAUAAACAAAGAAUAAUGUAUUGAUACAGUAUGUACACUACCGCAGUUGGUCAUUCGAUGUAGAGUAAUCACAUGCAAUGCCCGAUCAUGUCCAGGUUGUUUUGCCGA